AUGGCUCCCAUACCCACAAUACCAUACCAACACACACAUCCCCGACCCCCCCGCACACCCCCCCAUGGGCUGCUGGACAGUGCUCUUGAUGACUUUGACAAGACCAAGCCGGCCCCACCACCCCCAGCGACUGCCGGAGCAGGAGAUGCCAGCAGUGCUGAGAAGUCUCCUAGCGAUGCUGCCAAAGACUCUCUGUUUGCCUCCCAGGAAAAGUUCUUCCAGGACUUGUUUGACAGCGAGCUGGCAUCGCAGGCCACGGCCGAGUUUGAAAAGGCCAUGAAGGAGCUGGCCGAAGAAGAACCUCACCUUGUGGAGCAGUUUCAGAAGCUUUCGGAGGCAGCGGGCAGAGUGGGAAGUGAUGCUGCAUCCCAGCAAGAGUUCACCUCCUGUCUGAAAGAGACGCUCAGUGGCUUAGCCAAGAACGCCAAUGACCUCCAGAACCCCAGUGUAUCCGAAGAGGAGCUGGCAAAAGCCAUGGAAAGCCUGGGCAUGGAGGAGGGCGAGAGCGAGGGGAACAUCCUGCCCAUCAUGCAGAGCAUCAUGCAGAACCUACUCUCCAAGGACGUGCUCUACCCCUCCCUCAAAGAAAUCACAGAGAAAUACCCCGAGUGGCUGCACAGCCACCGUGACUCCCUGCCUGAAGAGCAGUAUGAGAAGUACCAGGAGCAGCACAGCAUCAUGGGGAAAAUCUGCCAGCAGUUUGAGGCCGAGCAGCCGACGGACAGUGAUGCCGAGCAGAAGGCUCGCUUUGAGAUGGUCUUGGACCUCAUGCAGCAGCUGCAGGACUUGGGGCAUCCUCCGAAGGAGCUGGCGGGGGAGUCGCCCCCAGGCCUGAACUUCGACCUUGAGGGGCUGAACCUGCCGGACGCAGCCAGCGCUGGAGGCGAACAGUGUCGGAUCAUGUGACCCCACUCCCCCGCAGUCAUGGCGAGGGGGGACAGGUGCUAGCAGGGGCACAGGCCCUGCCCUGGCUGCGGUGUCUAGAGCUCAUUAAUCUAUAAUCACAGCCCCGCUAGGGGGACCUAAUCAGAGGCCUCCAGAGAGGCCAGGACUAACGGACUGGUGCCUGGCAGGGUUGUCUGGAGCACUGCCCUGGCCUGGGCCCUCUGCCCUGGAGGUGCCCCAGACUGGUGCUCUCACUCUUCCUACUUAACCCCAUGGGUGCUGGGGUCUUGUGGAGCAACUGCUGUAGGGAGCAUCUUAGGAAGCACAGGGCUGCAUUUGAUUGAUUGUGCUGUGAAAUCCGUUCCCGGCUGGAAGGAACAACCAUCUCCCUUGGCCCAGGCACUUCUCAUUUAAGCCUCUUCCUGCUGCACAGACCCCCAGAUGGGCAGGGCUGGGGGAACUUUGCUAUCUGUCUGCUACAACCGAGCCAUCGGGCUCAGGCUCCCAUCCUGCCCUGCCUGCCAACAGGCUCUGGUGGUCAGCCAUGCAGGGGCACAUCCCCUCGAGGACAGGGAGGGAAUGGGUUAAUCAACUCCCUUGAAAGGGGGAAAGGAGUUGCAGCUUGCUGCAGUCUGUGCCAGCCCCUUCACUUGGCCUGCAUCAGCAGCAGCCAGGACCUCCAUCUCCAUUUGAAGCAGCUGGGUUUAUUCUUUAGUCCACCAGCUGCUGCCUUUGCUAAAGCAAUGCCAGUCCCAGCCCCCAGGAGCAGCCGGUGUAAGACCUGCCUGACCCCUCAGACCUCCUGUACCUGACACCAGCAGUCACUGCCCUGGGAGACCCCUGCUCAUGGUGGUUUGUGCAGCGCCUCCUUGACCAGGACCUCUGAAUCUGGGCACAGGGGGAGGUCUCCCAGGAGUGAGGCUCUGUCUUGCCUGCCCAUGACCUUGCUGACUUUGGUUUCAAUUGCUGGCCGUUAUGUACAGGGAGGAUGUUGUUCCUCCUAGCAUGCAGCCCCCUCUGGAGAGGCACAGAGGCUGCGUCAGGAUUGCCCCUGGGGCAGGAAUGUUCCCGGGGCUGCUGCUGGCCAGUGUCCAGGUGUCAGCUCUGGUGGGACUUCCCCGCCCCUGCUGGCAGGACCUGGCUGUACGUGAUGGGUUACCUGAAUGACCCAAAUAAAGGUGGUGGCAAUCUCCCUG
Alligator sinensis (Chinese alligator) is the source of this 2081-nucleotide messenger RNA. It is a transcript of the gene PEX19, whose product is annotated as peroxisomal biogenesis factor 19. Gene Ontology annotation, biological process: protein import into peroxisome membrane. Lineage: Eukaryota; Metazoa; Chordata; Crocodylia; Alligatoridae. The record is from RefSeq and is a predicted model, not a curated record. Gene Ontology annotation, cellular component: peroxisomal membrane; peroxisome. The transcript is spliced from 9 exons. The coding region runs from base 1 to 906 and encodes 301 amino acids.